Linum trigynum is the source of this 3707-nucleotide messenger RNA. The record is from the annotation of a GenBank genome assembly. NCBI's taxonomy places the organism in Eukaryota, Viridiplantae, Streptophyta, Magnoliopsida, Malpighiales, Linaceae.
CUCCUGAUUCCUAACUGACUCCUUUAAUCUCGCCACAUCUAACCCCACUAACAGUUGGCACUAACCGACUCAUCCUGACUGCUACACACGUUAACUAUUUUAACUUUUAACUCUAUAACCCAAAACGAGCUGCACCGACUCAAACGACAAUACCUGACUUACCAUCUCCAAGACACUCCUAACAGUUUCUUGUUAAUUAGUUGAGUUGUUACAAAUCCACUUAGAGCAAUAACUGUCGAUUUGAGGACUAAGAUCCGACUACUGAUGAGCAACUGAAAGUAAGUGGUGAUUUUGGCACUUAGAGCAGUUUCUGUGACUAAUGGGAAGGGUGGGUUUAGAUCAGCCUGGGUGAUUGGUGUAUCUGGAGUCCUUUUUUGGGCGGUGGGUUUGGUUGGGAUAUGUAGAUGCCUUUGUUGUUUGAAUUGUAGUUUGAUAAGCAAUGGAUGGUAAUGAGGUGGAAAACGGUUUGGUUGGGAUAUGUAGAUGCCUUUGUUGUUUGAAUUGUAGUUUGAUAAGCAAUGGAUGGUAAUGAGGUGGAAAAGAAUACUUCAAUUACGAUACUUUAUUUGAAGACUAUCGAGAUUAUUGCAUGAAAGAGAAUGUCAAUGAAGUGCAAUGAGGGCAAUAAAGGAACUUAUUCGACAUAUGAUGUUAUACUUGUAUUGUGUUUAUUAGUACUUUGAAAACAAUGUCAUUCAUAUUAAAAAUUAUAAUUAUGAUUAGAAUUGUAUGAUACUCAAUGAAAAAAUUGUGAUAAUCAAUUAGCAGAAAACAGUAGGAAAUAACUAAACAUGUUUUUAUUUUCAGAAUUCAGUUUCAGAACUCACCAAAAUUCUCAGCUAAACACGUUUUCUGCAGGUUUUGUUUUGCAGAAUAUGAAAGUUAUGUUUUCAUUUUAUUUUGUUUUCUGUUGUGGCAUAUAUAAAAAAUGGAAUGGCAAGUGAACGGGCCAUUGGACUCCCCUUCUGGCCGCCAUCGCACGCCGCCGCGACUCUCUAAGAACUCGCACUUCCAUCCCCGCCAAUGCUUCUUCUUCCUCAAAACCUUGUCGCCUUUCAGUUUCGCAUCCUAACUCCAUCUCAAGCUCUCUACUAAGUAACUAUCUGGCUGACGCGGGAAGAACACGAGCGGAACGAAACCAAAAGAAGGCGAAAUGAUGCAGAUAUGUAGAAGCUUGAGACAACUUUUAAGGUUUUCCCGGCGCAUUUCUUCUGGAAUAUACUUAGGGCAGAGCGGAGAAGCCAGAAGAGGUUACUCUGUCUCCACUUCAGUCGCCCCAUUUCGUUCAUUUCUUAGAACCACCAACUACCCAGGAAUACUUUGGUGGAACUUCUCUUAUUCUCAGAGGUACUCGACAGCAUCAGAAGAAGCAUCUACUAGUAUUCCUGCCCCUGCAGCAGAUGGUGAGGUGGUCUCCUUUGUUCGAUCCAUUGCCGAUGAGCAUGAAGGCCCAAAUCAUGUUUGGUUAAAUGUAUAUUAUGGAGAUAAACCCUUCUUGAAGAGAAAUGGGACAUUUUUAAUCCUCGCUGGACAGUUCUUACAGGAUUCUGAAAUAAUUGCCAUGCUUGAAAAAGUGAAGUUGCUUCAGCAGAGAUUCUCCGAACUUUGUGUUUUGGGCCUUCAUACCGGGAGUUCUGCUAGCUUCGCUGCUGAUCGAGAUCAUGUUAUUGACUUGAUAAUGAAAGAAUACAUCACCUUCCCCAUUCUGUUGUCAAACAAGAACUUCACAGAGAUGGAAAACGGAGCCUGCUACAUUAUGUUCAGAGACUCAGAGAAUCCUCUAGUUCAGCAUGAGAAGGAUCUGGAUAUUGGAACACUUUAUGCAGUGGUAGAGGAGAUGCAAGUACUACAAAAACAGAAUCCUGGUGAUGGAAACUCCAGUAUGGCUUGUUUGAAAAGCACUUGGACAAAACUAGCUGAUGCUGUGAAGGAACCAUACAUUGUUUCACCUAUUCAGAACUUGCUUCUCUAUUUCCCAGGCUGUAUAUCUGCAGAUAUAAGUGGCAGUCGGCUAUUCUUUUCUGACACCAAUCAUCACCGUAUCAUCAUUUCUGAUGGUAAUGGAAGUAUUCUUGACUGUAUUGGUUCUUCUCCAGGUUUUGAGGAUGGAGACUUUGAGUGUGCCAAGCUAUUGCGCCCUGGAGCUUCCUUUUAUGAUGACACUGAGGAUUGUCUGUAUUUCGUAGACUCAGAGAACCAUGCAGUCAGGAGAGCUGACUUGGAGAGACGGGUUCUAGAGACGUUAUAUCCUUCUUCUAGUGCUACUGUAGAAAAGGAAAGUCUAUGGACAAAGAUCGCAAGUAAACUGGGCUUUGGAAUUGCUGCUGUUGAAGCUAAAUCCGAAGAGUUUGAUCCCCAGUCUUUACUGUUUCCUUGGCAUCUAUUGAAGUCAGAAGAGGAGGAUCACUGCUUAAUCAUUAACCGGAGCUUUGAGACACUAUGGGUAAUGGAUUUGACCACUGGAGAGAUAAAAGAUGUUAUCAAAGGAUUCCAAAAGAUUCGAGAUACCUGUGGAAAUUUGAUCACAGAUAAAUUAUCUCUCUUGAAGGAAAUGCCAAGUGAUUGGUUGGAACAGCAGGCUGGUACUUACUUGUCAAGUAAAGAUACCUUGUAUGCUACCCUCAUAUCAUCACUUACAGCUUUCAACGGCCACGUGUUUGCUUGUGAUACAACUGCACAGAAGGUGGUGAAAAUGAAUAGAGAAACUAGGGCCUGCUCCAUGUUUCAGUUGGUGAAUUACAGGAUCCUUGGACUACCCUACUGGUGCUCCUUCCCACUGGAGAGGGUAUAUUCCCUUUCUCCAACUCAUGAGUUGUGGACUGAUCAUCUUCAACACUUCAACCAAUUGCCAGGCAGGACAGACGUAGAUAUAAAGGUCGACAUUCCAAUAGAUACUGAACUGGUUGAACCAUUGCAUGAGGGAUGUAUCUGGCGUCAGGCAAGAGGAGCUGCUACUGAAGUCUCAGGAACAAACGCUGAACUGGAAUCUUCGGAAAAGGUUGGUGUUGCCCAGAAGUGGUAUGAUGAACUCGAUAAUCUGGCAUUUUCAUCGGCUGCUGAAUCAGAGACAAUUGUGGAGGAUGAUGAUAGCACAAUUGCAGACACUGAGAAUUUUGAGGACGACAAAGUUCGGAUUCAUUGUGCAGUUAAUACGAGCCCUGGCUUGAGUGAGGUGAUCAUAUAUGCACCACUGUAUCUGAGACUCAGAAGAGAUGCGAAUGUAGAUGAAGAAGAUAAUCAGGAUAAACAUGCAGCGAGGAUAGCUGAUAUCCUAAAAUGGGGUAGUCACGGCUUAACCACAAGAGAUUCAUGCAUUCAGCUCUUGUCAAGAUCAGAAAAGGAUUUGAGAGACCUCGUCUUUGUGAAACCACUGCAUGUCAGAAUAAGAAUAGAAUGCCCUAAUCACCCUAAGGCACCCGAUAACACGAAAGAUAUCAUAUUGACCAAUUCCACUGUUGAUGUCCAUGUCUCACUUUGAGCAAGUAAAAGGACCAUGAGGGCAAUUGAUUCAUAACUCAGUUUUGGUGAUGUUGGUAUAGUUGAAUCUGGAUCUCCAGUUCUCUGGAUGGCUUAUUCAAGGAUCCAUUGUCUUAUUGAUUGAUCUUUUGAAGCUUCAAAGGAAGCUCUCAGUUUUGGUGAUGUUGGUAUUGUCAAUCAAUUACCAGUUCUUCUGAACUAGACCGUUCCAAUAAAUGUGUAGUGGUUAG